Messenger RNA from Harmonia axyridis, 918 nucleotides. It is a transcript of the gene Rrp47, whose product is annotated as nuclear nucleic acid-binding protein C1D. The coding region runs from base 121 to 543 and encodes 140 amino acids. The record is from RefSeq and is a predicted model, not a curated record. Gene Ontology annotation, cellular component: nucleolus; exosome (RNase complex). Lineage: Eukaryota; Metazoa; Arthropoda; Insecta; Coleoptera; Coccinellidae. Gene Ontology annotation, molecular function: DNA binding; RNA binding. The transcript has 3 exons. Gene Ontology annotation, biological process: maturation of 5.8S rRNA; regulation of gene expression.
GUUAACCUCAUUCAUAUUUAUUAUUUUGUGCUUAGAAUAUAGAUAGAUUAUUAGUGUUCUAAGAUUUUGUGACAAUUUUUUAGAAUAGCUUCAACCUGGGUAAGUUUUCAAACUUUAAAUAUGGAUUUCGAAGCUCUAGGAGAAUUUGGUAAUAUAAAACAAAAAGUGGCCAAUUUACACAAUGCUAUUGAUAAAUUAGAGAAAAUGGUGGAGACUGCCCUAAGUGAAAAUAUGAGAAAGGAAUAUGCAAAAAUUACUACAAAAGAAAAAACAGAUUUUGAUUUAUUAAUGGCUAUGACAUUAAACAUGUUAUAUUGGCUACAUCUAAAUGCCAUAGGAGAAAACCCUGCUGAACAUGAUGUGAAGGAACAGCUUGCAAGAGUGAAAGAAUUCAUGAAUAAAGUUAAAGAGGCCCAUGAAAGACAAACAAUUAGACCAAAAUUAGAUCUCCCAGCUGCAAAGAGAUUCAUCAAACAUGGGCUGAAUAGUGAAAGUGAGGAAAGUGAAAAAAGGCCUAAUAAAAAAAUAAGAUUUUCAUAUUAGAUGUGGGUCUUACUUUGAGCAUUCUUUGGGUAACCUGAUAUGGUCCUAAAGAACAACCAUAAAAUGUACGUCCCCUGCAUACAUUAUAGCAGACCAACAAUGAUGAAAAAAAUAAUUAGUCUCAUUAAUUGAAAAUGACAAAGCUGAAUUAAUUGUUAGUUAACAAUAUGGCUUCUAACUUCUAAGUAUUGUGAUUGAAAUUAUUCCUUUUACUUUUGUUGGUGGUACUUAUGCUCAAAGUGAGAUACAUAAUUAUUUCUGAACAAGAAGAAAGAGAAAUAGUAUUUUUUUAAUAAAUAAUUAUCUACUCUCUUACUCUGUAAAUAAAAUAGAUGUAUCAUGUAUAUAUUUUGAAAAAUAAAGAAUUCAAACUGG